GAGGGAGGGAGGGAGGGAGGGAGGGGGAGGGGGGAAGGGAGAGGGAUCGACAUCCGUUUGAUUCACCGUGCAUCAUGAGGCCGAUCAGAGAAGGCGAGGCGCUGGUGGGGGUCGCCGGGGCUCCGGCGGCGGCCGGCCACGGCGCGCACCCGGCGUUCUGGAGGACGCCGACGCCGUACAUCUUCAUCGGCUUCACGCUCAUGAUGGGGAUCAUCGCCGUGGCGCUGCUCGUGCUCGUCUGCACGCGCCGCAAGCCGUCCGGGUCGUCGCGCCGGGGGAGCGCCGGCGAGGAGGCGUCGGCCCGCGGGAUGGUGCCGCUCGACAGGGAGCCCAGUGUCGUCGUCACCAUGCCCGGCGACGACUUGCCGUCCUUCCUCGCCAGCGCCAGGCCGUUCGCGUUCCCUGACGCCGUCGAGCCGCCACGCCAGCCGGACGCGGCCUAAGCGCGCGCGCCGCGCCCGUGUUCAUCAAUCAGAUUUCUAGGAUUUAUCCUAAGUAAUCUUGUCACCAGUAGUAGUAUCUAGUCGAGGAGAUCUGUGAAAGCGAAUGAAGUUUCGGCUUUGCAUUGCUUGGUUUU
Messenger RNA from Triticum urartu, 577 nucleotides. Its product is annotated as protein GLUTAMINE DUMPER 6-like. Gene Ontology annotation, biological process: regulation of amino acid export. The record is from RefSeq and is a predicted model, not a curated record. Lineage: Eukaryota; Viridiplantae; Streptophyta; Magnoliopsida; Poales; Poaceae.